Theobroma umbraticum is the source of this 2437-nucleotide messenger RNA. Its product is annotated as RING/U-box superfamily protein. Gene Ontology annotation, molecular function: ubiquitin protein ligase activity. NCBI's taxonomy places the organism in Eukaryota, Viridiplantae, Streptophyta, Magnoliopsida, Malvales, Malvaceae. The record is from RefSeq and is a predicted model, not a curated record.
UUUAAAGUUUUUGGUGGUAAAUUUUCUCCUUCUCUUAUUUCUGCACAGAGGCAGACAAACGCACCCAACCGCUUUAUUUCAUUGUCUUUCUUCCUUCUCCCAAACACAACUUUAACCAUUUUUCUUCUUCCUCUGUUUAUAUUAACUCAUUCUAAUAGAUUUCUCUCAGAUUUUCAUCCAAACAAAAAAAAAUUUCAAGGUUUCAGUUCCCACCUUACAGAGUGGAAGUUCAAUAUCAUGGAGGUUCCUUCGUACUUAUUAAUUUCCAUUCUUAUACUGAACCAAAAGGAGGAAAGAAGGAAGUUACAUAUUAUCUUGGUUUGAUUACUAAUUUCAUGACCGGAGUGAAAGGCCUUAUACUUCUGCUGUUAAUUUGGCUUUACAAACUUUAUAGCCAUGGUUGGUUAAGUGAUGACCAUUAUCGUCCCUUACGUCUGCCAUGAAUUAUAAACAAUUCCAGGUGAUGUCCUGAUGAGUAAUCCUGCUUCUAGUGCUUCCUCUACGAGUCUGAACCUGAAGUUCUAUCGCGGUGGGGUAAUAGGGUUGACUCUUCCAUCUGGAAUAUAACGUAUCUUUAGGUUUUAGGUGACUUGAUUAUGGGGCAUAGACAUUUAUUUGGCACAUCCCAAAUGUUUGAGAGUGAACAUGAGCAGAGCUGGAAUCAUAUGCAUACAGAGCAACCUUAUGGAAAUCUAGUGAGGGCAAGCACUACAGAACAGGUUCCUUCUCUGUCCUGUAGAAAUAUGACUGUUGAAGGGGUGCAUUUUUCUCUCCAUUGGAAUCCUGUGCCUAGAUCAAGUGGUUAUGCUUCCUCAAGCCACAUGUUGAAGCACCACACUUAUCAACCUGACACUUCAGGCCCAUCUCAUGAUGUUUUUCUGCAUCCAUCACCACCUGUAGCAUUUAGUGCUGCCCCUGAAAACUACAUGCAUCAUGCAUCUUCUUCCAAUUGAAGGCAGACUUUCCAUGGAAUUGAGGGUGGUUUUGUUGAUCUUACAAUGGGUGGCGGAAGAGGACCUCACAAGCGAAAAAGCCCUGGAGUCCCUUCAGUCUGUGAGAGGGGUGGUUCAAGCAGAUAUGUUGGUGCUGGAAGUUCAUCUGAUCUUCCUCUAUCUUCUGACUUUUGGCAAGAAAAACCAAAUAUAGAAACUCAACACAUGCAUUGGGAUCAUGUUGCCAUGCCUUCGAGCUAUGGAGGCAAGGGCCUCUCAAUUAGGGGUGAGGGUUCUAUGAGGAACGUGAGAAGCCGUCCAGCACUUGAUCUCGAAUCCAACCUAGUUAACCAUUUAUCAAGCAAUCCUUCACACACUGCCUACUCUGCAAGCCACCCGGUUGACCAUUCUAGCUCAGUGGAUCUCUCAGGUCAGAGCUCUAAUGCUUUGUCAAGGGAGUGGGAGUGGGGCCAUUUGAGAAUGUCUCCUAGUCAUGGAAGGAAUCAAGCUUCAGAUUCAAGUGUUUUUAAUCAUGAGACAAACCAGUUUCUGGGUGGUAGCAGUGCUACAACUGCUUCUACUGAGGUUGGGGGUCUUCAGCAUGAUUUCAUUUCGGGUAGAAAUCCUGUUCUUCCUCAGAGUUUUAAUGGCAACUCAGCCCAAUCUGUAAGGGGUGUUCGCACAAACUAUUCUCAGAGAUCUAGCCCAACUUUCAGGGCUUCUUCCAGCAGUGUGCGCUUAGGACAUGUGGCACCUUCAGAAGAGGGGGUGCAGGUUGCUGCUGAAACUUAUUCCUCCAGACAUCCUCGGCCAUUAUCAGCUAUCACAUGGCGCAAUAAUGAGCGGAAUGCGAGGUCAAGGAUAUCUAAUGACAGAUAUAGAUCUCUAGCUGAUGAUGCAGCUUUCCAUGACCGAUUUUCAUCUGAGGGUUUUAUGAUUGUGGACCGCUCAGCCUUUUAUGGAUCUAGAAACAUGUUUGAUCAGCAUAGAGAUAUGAGGUUAGACAUAGACAACAUGAGUUACGAGGAGCUACUUGCACUAGGGGAAAGGAUCGGGAAUGUUAGCACAGGCUUGUCUGAAGACUGGAUAUCUAAGUGUUUGACCGAAUCAAUUUAUUGCUCUUCAGGUCAAUUUCGGGAUGAGAGCUCUUGUGUGAUUUGCCUGGAAGAGUACAAGGACAUGGAUGAAGUUGGGGCAUUAAAUACAUGUGGGCAUGAUUACCAUGUUCCCUGUAUCAAGAAGUGGCUGUCAAUGAAGAAUACAUGUCCAAUCUGCAAAGCUUCAGCUCUGGCGGAUGAUGCCAAGGAGAAAUAAUGGCUUGUACCCUGCUUUAUCAUUUUAUCAUUUAUCAUUCUUGUAUAUAUAAUGAGAGUGUUGCUCAAACAAAUCACAGACAUCGUUUAGAGAAAAUUUGUAACGAAAAAGGAAAUGUUGGCAUCCAUCUCAAUUUCGUGGAAGCCUUAAAAGUUAAAUUAAUUUCAAUCCAUUUGUUGUUUUUACCCCAA